AUGGGUAUACCUAUGCAAAUAUACCAGGAUGGGAAGGGGGUGCAAUUUUACCACACGAGAUAUCAGAACGUAUUUGACGAACGGGCGAGCAAGUAUGGCAACUACACGGUGAAUAAUGAUUACCCACAGCUUCCAGAUACGAUAAAGGAACAUAUCGACCAGCUUACCUUUAGCAAUGUCGGAGAGGAUGGUGGAGAUGUUGGAAACUAUUCUGAAGAAGACGAUGAUGGUGACGAAGAAAAGGAACUUGAAGAUGUUUUUCGAAGUAACCGUGGGUUGGAAUUUGUACGGAUUAAUAACUAUUUUACUACCCACGAUUUACAAAGUUUCAAAAGUUUUAGAAAUUUCAAUAGCAAGUACUGGAUUUUUUAUUCUAAUCAAGCAGAGGACAAAAAAUUACUGCUGUAUGACUUUAACGGCCAACAUUUGAUUUUUAUUAAGCAGCAAUUUUACGGGCAGUUGAAUUUACUGCUAUCGGACGCAAUAAUAUGUAUGGACUGCAAUUUUGGUUAUAAUUCAAACACCAUUCAAAUUUUAGUUGGAUUUCAGAAUGGAAAGUUGUUAAAGCUAAACUGCGACUUGAACGGAAACGUAAACAAUCACUUGCUUUUGAAGGAUCCUUCAACUUCCUCUCAUCAAAGCCACCUAUCUAUAUUAAAUGUCUGGGCAGGUUUGUUGCCACAUUUCGUUGUUUCUUUUAGUUUGAAAGAUGGGCUGCUAAUAACUUCUUUAGAUCACCAACAAAGCAAUGGAAGUUUUCAAAGUUUCCAUACCAACAUUGAUUUGCCUGUAGAUCUACGCACGACCACAAAUGUCAAGUCCGUUUUAAAUUUCCCUCAGUUUACUUUAUACAAAGGAAAUGAUAUGAUUUUCCACUGCAAGAAUCUAUUAGGAUCGGAUGCUUCCACGCUAAACAAGGAAAUAAACUUUAUGCUUAAAAUAGACGAAGACGUUCAAAAGAUCGACUAUCUUCUUAAAACGAAUCACAUUUUACUCGAAACCAACAUGAGAUAUCUGUCCAUUCCAACAAGAGACCCCAUAGAGAAUUCAAAUUCUUCUCCACCCGUCUCAGACAGCGAGGUUUAUCCAAUAUUUUACAAGACACAAGAACUUCAUGUCCAUGCUUCAGGAACAGGACGUCAGAUAGCAAACAAUGGGAAGUAUAUUUUUAUAACCGAGCAACAUCUCUACGGAACAGCGUUAUCGGUAUACAAGUACUCUAUAUCUUUCAAACGGUGGCUGUUCGUGGGCUACUCAGACAUUAGGGCCAAAUACGGUAUAAGGAGUGUCAAAGAUCUCUUUGUUGGUAACUGUCCCUCUGUAAAUAGCCCAGUGCUGACAAUUCUUACUGAUGACAAUAACAUUCAAACAAUUCUUCUUAAAUAA
Saccharomyces cerevisiae S288C is the source of this 1386-nucleotide messenger RNA. It is a transcript of the gene YIG1, whose product is annotated as Yig1p. The transcript has a single exon. The record is from RefSeq and is marked reviewed. The coding region runs from base 1 to 1386 and encodes 461 amino acids. Lineage: Eukaryota; Fungi; Ascomycota; Saccharomycetes; Saccharomycetales; Saccharomycetaceae. Gene Ontology annotation, cellular component: nucleus; cytoplasm.